CUUCGAUCUGUCCCGCCGGAACCCGCAGGAGGACUUCGAGCUGAUUCAGCGCAUCGGCAGCGGCACCUACGGCGACGUCUACAAGGAAGGCCCCUUUCCAGGCCAGUCUCAAGAAACUCUGGGAGGAGGAUAUAGCACUGACCAAGGGUGAUAGAAACUCUUUGUCCAACUUCCUUGCUUCAGCACUAAAGAUCUGUGUGAGAUUAUCAUGCGAAAAUACAAGCUAUCGCACCAAAAUGUGGUACCUGAAAAUAAAAUUCUUCAGCACCGUAAACAAAAUCCAAAACUAUGGCAUGAUUUUAAAAUGUUGAGAAUUGGAGAGAGUAUCAUCUUAUUUGAAGGAGAUGCUAAAAAAAGAUGAGGCUUGAAGGACAGAUAUAAAGGAGAAGCCUAACAGAGAAAAGGCACGGAAUGUUAACACUGGUGAAUUAGCAGCAAUAAAAGUAAUAAAAUUGGAACCAGUGCUUUCCACAGAUCAGCUUUAUUCUAAGGCUGGCUCCCUUUGAGGUUGCAAUGAUGACUACUGAUAACUCUCAGGGAUACCCCAAGAAAGAGAGCUUUUGUCUUCUAACCGUAAAACUCAAGUCCUGGGUUCAGUCUGACUAGAUCAACUUUGAUUGCAUGUCGCCUUUUCACUAGAUUGGAGAAAAGCAUAAUUUUGGGGAGAAGAUUUUGCAGUUGUGCAGCAAGAAAUUAUUAUGAUGAAAGACUGUAAACACCCAAAUAUUGUUGCUUAUUUUGGAAGCUAUCUCAGGCGAGAUAAACUUUGGAUUUGCAUGGAGUUUUGUGGAGGUGGUUCUUUACAAGAUAUUUAUCAUGUAACUGGACCUCUGUCAGAACUGCAGAUUGCAUAUGUUAGUAGAGAAACACUACAGGGAUUAUAUUAUCUUCACAGUAAAGGAAAAAUGCACAGAGAUAUAAAGGGCGCUAACAUUCUAUUAACGGAUAAUGGUCAUGUGAAAUUAGCUGAUUUUGGAGUAUCUGCACAGAUAACAGCUACAAUUGCCAAACGGAAGUCUUUCAUUGGCACACCAUAUUGGAUGGCUCCAGAAGUCGCAGCUGUUGAGAGGAAAGGGGGGUACAACCAGCUCUGUGAUCUCUGGGCGGUGGGAAUCACUGCCAUAGAACUUGCCGAGCUGCAGCCUCCUAUGUUCGACUUACACCCAAUGAGAGCAUUAUUUCUAAUGACAAAAAGCAAUUUUCAGCCUCCUAAACUAAAGGAUAAAAUGAAGUGGUCAAACAGUUUUCAUCAUUUUGUGAAAAUGGCACUUACCAAAAAUCCAAAAAAAAGGCCUACUGCUGAAAAAUUAUUACAGCACCCUUUUGUCACACAACCUUUGACACGGUCUUUGGCAAUUGAGCUGUUGGAUAAAGUGAAUAAUCCAGAUCAUUCCACUUAUCAUGAUUUUGAUGAUGAUGAUCCUGAGCCACUUGUUGCUGUACCACAUAGAAUUCACUCAACAAGUAGAAAUGUGAGAGAAGAAAAAACACGCUCAGAGAUAAACUUUGGCCAAGUAAAAUUUGAUCCACCCUUAAGGAAGGAGACAGAACCACAUCAUGAACUGCCCGACAGUGAUGGUUUUUUGGACAGUUCAGAAGAAAUAUACUACACUGCAAGAUCUAAUCUGGAUCUACAACUAGAAUAUGGACAAGGACACCAGGGUAGUUACUUUUUAGGUGCAAACAAGAACUGUAUUCUAUAUAACGAAUCAUUGGUAAGGAGUCUUCUCAAGUCUGUUGAAGAAGAAUUACAUCAGCGAGGACAUGUGGCACAUUUAGAAGAUGAUGAAGGGGAUGAUGAUGAAUCUAAACAUUCAACCAUGAAAGCAAAAGUUCCACCUCCUUUGCCACCAAAGCCUAAGUCCAUCUUCAUACCACAAGAAACUCAUUCUACUGAGGAUGAUAAUCAAGGAACAAUCAAGAGAUGUCCCACGUCAGGGAGCCCAGCAAAACCAUCCCACGUUCCACCUAGACCACCACCUCCCAGAUUACCCCCGCAAAAGCCUGUUGCCUUAGGAAAUGGAGUGAGUUCCUUCCAGUUAAAUGGUGAACGAGAUGGCUCAUUAUAUCAACAACAGAAUGAACAUAGAGGCACAAACCUUUCAAGGAAAGAAAAGAAAGAUGUACCAAAGCCGAUUAGUAACGGUCUUCCCCCAACACCUAAAGUGCAUAUGGGUGCAUGUUUUUCAAAGGUUUUUAAUGGAUGUCCCUUGAAAAUUCACUGUGCAACAUCAUGGAUAAACCCAGAUACAAGAGAUCAGUACUUGAUAUUUGGUGCCGAAGAAGGGAUUUAUACUCUGAAUCUUAAUGAACUUCAUGAAACAUCAAUGGAACAACUAUUCCCGCGAAGGUGUACAUGGUUAUAUGUAAUGAACAACUGCUUACUAUCAAUAUCUGGUAAAGCUUCUCAGCUUUAUUCGCAUAAUUUACCAGGGCUUUUCGAUUAUGCAAGACAAAUGCAAAAGUUACCUGUUGCUAUUCCAGCACAUAAACUCCCUGACAAAAUACUGCCAAGGAAAUUUUCUGUGUCAGCAAAAAUCCCUGAAACCAAGUGGUGUCAGAAGUGUUGUGUUGUAAGAAAUCCAUACACAGGCCAUAAAUACCUAUGCGGGGCACUUCAGACUAGCAUCGUCCUAUUAGAAUGGGUUGAACCAAUGCAGAAAUUUAUGUUAAUUAAGCACAUAGAUUUUCCUAUACCAUGUCCACUUAGAAUGUUUGAAAUGCUGGUAGUUCCUGAACAGGAGUACCCUUUAGUUUGUGUUGGUGUCAGUAGAGGGAGAGAUUUCAACCAAGUGGUUCGAUUUGAGACUGUCAAUCCAAAUUCUACCUCUUCAUGGUUUACAGAAUCAGAUACCCCACAGACAAGUGUUACUCAUGUAACCCAGCUGGAGAGAGAUACCAUUCUUGUGUGCUUGGACUGUUGUAUAAAAAUUGUAAAUCUCCAAGGAAGAUUAAAAUCCAGUAGAAAAUUAUCAUCAGAACUCACCUUUGAUUUCCAGAUUGAAUCAAUAGUUUGCCUACAAGACAGUGUGCUAGCUUUCUGGAAACAUGGAAUGCAAGGUAGAAGUUUUAGAUCUAAUGAGGUAACACAAGAAAUUUCAGAUAGCACAAGAAUUUUCAGGCUGCUUGGAUCUGACAGGGUCGUGGUUUUGGAAAGUAGGCCAACCGAUAACCCCACAGCAAAUAGCAAUUUAUACAUCCUGGCGGGUCAUGAAAACAGUUACUGAGAAUUUUGUGCUUUGACAGUUAACUAUAGAAAGAAAGAACACUACCGCUGCAACAUUAAUGGAUGCUUGAAGCUGUACAAAAGCUGCAGUAACCUGGCUUCAGUUACUUUGUAAUUUAUUGUGGCAUGAGACAAGAUGGGGAAAUUUUUUGUUUUAAGUGGUAUGGAUAUGUUUAGCAUAUUGAACCACACAAGUGCUUAAUUCAUUGUUAUGUAAUCUUUGUACAUAUAGGCAGUAUUUUUCUGUGAAACUUCAUAUUGCUGAAGACAUACACUAAGAAUUUAUGUAGAUAAUGUACUUUUAUGAGAUGUACAAGUAAGUGUCUUAUCUGUACAGAUGUAAAUGUUGACGAAAAUGCAAUUGGGGUUAAUAUUUUAAGAAUUCUUUAGUAUAUUCUUGGGUGUGGUUAUAUUACAAAAUGGGAUGCUGGCAAUGAAACAGUACAUUUAACACUAUUGUAUUUUUAUUAUAUGUAAUUUAGUAAUAUGAAUAUAAAUCUUGUAACUUUUAAAAUUGUAAUGGAGGCUUUAAUCAUUUUAUAAUCUUGUUUUUAAUUUUAAUGCAAGUACACUGGUGUUUAUAUUUGCACAAAGUAUUGAUAUGUGAUGUAUUAAGUCACAAAAGUAAGCUGUGACAUUGUCUAUAUGCAUUUGGCUCCCCAACAUCUUUUUUAAAUGUAUUUGGAUUGUUUUCUAUCUGAAACAAACCAACUACAAUUAACCAUCUGUUGUAGUAACUGGUCUUUUCAUAGUUAAGCAGAACCCUGUAAGAUUGCUUGUCUGUGCUUAAAAACAAUACUUUUGAAAAAUUUUGAAUCACAGAAUAGCGGUACUGUGAUGUAACAUUGCAGUCGUUGUCUGAAUUACAGUAUGCACAAGAAUAAAUUAGCAGCAUUAAAGAGUUCACACUAAACAUUUCAUAUAAUCACAUUGAAGAACUAUAACAUUCCAUAGAGUGAAGUGGUUCAAAUUUCUUGUGGAAUUUUUACUUUUGUUGACCUUAUUUUAUGAUCUUUUUCAUAUUCCUUUUGAUUUAGGAUAUUAACACAUGGCCAAAAUAAUUUAGUUACUACCUCAUACAGACAAUAUAAUGGUUACUACGCAUCACAGGAACUUAGUUUUGCUUUAAGUCAUUUUUGAUUGCUUUUUUCCAAUGGAAUAUGUAUAUACCAAGUUUUAGUAAAAUGCACACUUUUGGCUCUUUUUGGUAUAUGUUCUUUAUAUUUUAAUGUGAGUAUAUACACUAAGAACAAACUAAAUUGUGAUUUAUGGUCUUCAUUUAUUUUAAUUGAUAAUGGUUUUAAAUAUGUUCCUGAUUGUACAUAUUGUAAAAUAAACAUGUUUUUUAACAUGCUGUUGUAUAGUAGCUUGUCAUCUGGCUUAAUCUGUAUACAGAACACUAAAAUAUAUUAAGGGGAGAACUGUAUAUAAUUGUUUUGUAUUUAUAUUAUGAAGUUCACAGUUCUGGUCCCUCAAAUCAUGAUUUUUAUUUGAUCUGAUCUCAAUUUCAUGACGUAGUAAUACUAUUCCCCCAUUUGAGAAAAGGGCAUGUUUUGUAGAAUUUUCAACUUUCUGAUCAGAAAAGUCAUUAAACAUUCAUAGUUUUUUGGUUAGAGCAGGGGUCAGCAAACUACAAUCCUCAGCCCAGUCCAACCUGCUGCCUGUUUUUAUAAAUAAAGUUUUAUUGAGACACAG
Messenger RNA from Microcebus murinus (gray mouse lemur), 4921 nucleotides. NCBI's taxonomy places the organism in Eukaryota, Metazoa, Chordata, Mammalia, Primates, Cheirogaleidae. The record is from RefSeq and is a predicted model, not a curated record.